Molecule: messenger RNA, 3204 nt
Organism: Pseudoliparis swirei
Lineage: Eukaryota; Metazoa; Chordata; Actinopteri; Perciformes; Liparidae
Gene: atp6v0e2
Product: ATPase H+ transporting V0 subunit e2
Exons: 4
Coding region: 8-355 (115 amino acids)
Biological process (GO): proton transmembrane transport
Cellular component (GO): proton-transporting V-type ATPase, V0 domain
Molecular function (GO): proton-transporting ATPase activity, rotational mechanism
Source: RefSeq, a predicted model, not a curated record
GCCAUUGAUGCGCUUUAUCUCCGAGAGGACACCACCGGGGCUUUCUUUCUUCUCCGUUUGCGGCCGUUUCGCUUCCUCCCGCGCACCGGAGCCCCGGAGCACCGGAGCCAUGGUUUCUCACUCGCUCGCGCUGCCGAUGAUCUGCUUCACCACGCUGUGGGGGCUCGUGGGCGUCGUGGCUCCGUUCCUGGUGCCCAAAGGACCCAACCGGGGUGUGAUCGUCACCAGCCUCAUCCUCACGGCGGUCUGCUGCUACCUGUUCUGGCUGGUGGCCAUCUUGGCCCAGGUCAACCCUCUGUUCGGCCCUCAGCUGAAGAACGAAACCAUCUGGUACCUUCGUUACUUCUGGGAGUAAAGGAGGAGCACCAUGUGACUCCUCCCUGGUCUUCUGGACCUCCUCCUCCUCUCUGAAACAUUCUCAGCUGCAGAUGAAGAGUCUGGCCCUGGUCUCUGGGUGUAAUAUGUCAGAGUGUGUGAGGCGCAUGUUGUGAGUGUUUUGGUGUUUUAUGGUCCGUUGCUGACGAUGACGACUUCCUGUAGGAGUAGCCGUGACCCCCCCACUCUGUUUACAUUGAUUACUUUAUAUUUAUUUGUUUGUAUUUGUGUUUAUUGCGUAACCACCGAAUAUUCAUCUGGACCACGGCCACGAGAACCUCCCCGAGAGAGGGAGUGAGGAGCGAUUUCACAAACACACACACUAACACACUCACACACACUCACAAACACACACCCACACACUCACAAACACACAUACACUCACACACACUCACAAACACACACACACUAACACUCAGACCCCCCCCCCCUUGUCGUUGCCAUGGUGAUCUCGUAGUCCCUCUCUCUCUCCACUCGACCCCUUUUGAUGAAUUCCUGCACGUUGCUUUUAUUUUAUUUAUAUUUGGAAGGAUUUAAGAUAAAUGUGUUUAUAAUAUCCACAUUUUCAUUUUAAUCUUUAAUCAUCCCCCCCCACCCCCCCACACACACACACACACUAUAAACAGAAGAUUAUCCCUCAUUCCCGGCCUCCAUCAAAGGGGAGGCGGCCCAUGCGGAUGAAAGAUUGAGCGGAUAUCAACGGGAAGCUUUUCUUCACAAUUGUUCUUUUUUUUUUGUCUUUCAAGUGUUAAAACAUAUAUGCAAAUGAGGCGUUAUCUUAUCAAAAUAUUCGCACAUUUGCGGAAGUGGAAAAUGCGAACGUUCUUGGAUCAGUUUGUUGACACGUUGGAGUCGAAAAGGUUUUAAAAUGGAGACAUAAAGGAGAAAAAUAUUAAAAUGUAUAUAAAAACUAGGGCUGUCAGCGUUAACGCGUUAAUCUAUGCGAUUAAUUUGGCCGCGUUAACCCACUCAAAUAUUUUAACGCAACUUUGUUUACUUCCGGUGUUCGUUGAAGUUUUUACACUCAAACCGAGUGUCAAACCGCGGCAGUACGGUUUAACACUGUUUUAGUUUUUAAAACAAUUAUUUCUCCGCGAAAAUAAGGAUCAUAAAUGAGUUUAACUCGUGGAUGAAUCAGUCGGGUUUCCUCCUGCUCCUCCUUCCUCCCGUCUCCCCCUCUGAUACUCAGAGGAACGGAGGGGCGACGUGUCGGGUGACGCGGCGCGGAAAGAACUCGUCACACGAAACCUUCACCGUGAUUGGUCAAUCCGUUUGUCUGUCAACAUUUUGGGGAAAAAACAACCAAUGAACACUCAGAAAAUCACAAAGGACCUCCCACCUCACAGGUGAGGCUCAUUUAGCAGCCUGUCAGUCAGAGAGCAGAGAACACGGCACCAGGACAACUGUGCCUCAUUGAAUAGAGCUGAGAUUGUUCUGGAAUGUUUGAUGUAGAACAGGUGGGGGUGUGUCACAUGCAAAAGACUUUAAAAGGUGAAUUUAAAUGUUUUUGUAGAAUGGAGACAUGUCCCCAGCCUCCAGAGGGUUAACAUGACACAUUUGAAUGUCAGUCAGUUUACCAAGGCCACUGGUUCUGCUGUUCAGUGGUAAAGAUGUCCAAUGUGUCUCAAUAUACUUCUUUUUUUUUACUAAUCUGGAUGUUUCACUGAAGAAACAAUUUAUCAUCCACAAUAUUAAAUACCUCACUGGCACUUCAUAGGUAGGAGCCUCUUUGAAAACACAGCUCUGUAAAACUUUUAAUCGCGAUUAAUGAAUUUCAAAAUGUGCGAUUAAUUAGUUAAAUUUUUUUUAAUCAAUUGACAGCCCUAAUAAAAACACAAGAUUUACAGAGCUUCAGAACACGGAGAGGAGGAUGACCCCGGAGUCAGAGACCUCAGCUGCUGCGAGCCGCGACCACGACCGCCUCCUCUCCCCCCCCGCCCCCCCCCCCCCCCCCCCGUCCUCUUCUCUAAAACCACUUUGCUUCAGCCAAAAAUAAUCAAAAUCAAUAUACAGCUACUUUUUAGAAAGACCAAAUUGCGUUGUAUCUUUUCCUCCAGCCCUCUUUGGUAGUCGUGGUGACGGCGUCGCGCUGAAAAAGCUGACGGGCGGCGGCGGCGAGCGAUCGCACCGCAAACGCGAGGCCGUCCUCGCCACGACGCUGAUCGCCAGAUCGCAAAGUGGACUCAGGUCGGAGAAAAGAAACUAAACAUCAGUCCAGACUGCUUUUACUCUCCUGACCACCAGGGGGCGACUCCUCUGGUUGUAUAGAAGGCUAUGCUUCAUGUGUUAAAGCUGCAUUCUCUCUCCUGACCACCAGGGGGCUCCUCUGGUUGUAUAGAAGUCUGCUUCGUGUUAAAGCUGCAUUAUCUCUCCUGACCACCAGGGGGCGACUCCUCUGGUUGUAUAGAAGUCUAUGCUUCGUGUGUUAAAGCUGCAUUCUCUCCUGACCACCAGGGGGCGACUCCUCUGGUUGUAUAGAAGUCUGUAUAAAAUGACUCUACUUCUGACACUUAAUUGUGCUGCGGCGUAGAAGACAAACACAACUCCACAACAAGCUGAUCCAAAAUGUUUUUAUUUUCCUUUUCUUGUGAUGAAUCUGUUCAUAUGAAACUUCCAGCUGUGGCUCAUCUGAUAUCUAUCAGAUGAGAGGUGUGUGUCUGUGUGUGUGUGUGUGUGUGUGUGUGUGUGUGUGUUCAGAGUCCCCGUUGUUACAGAAAACUACUGAGAGCAGAUCUGAUUGGUGGAGAUCUGACAUGUGACCUUGUGUUAGUGUGAAGUCAAAUAAGCUUCUAUGUGAAACACCCAAUAAAAUAUAUUUAAAAACACGUC